GGUGAUAACGAGUAAUGACGCCAGUCUAGUUCGCUCUGGCAGUUUCAACCAAGUGAAAACAACUGAAAGUGGCGUAAAUUGGACUGAAAGAAAACACACACAGCUUGCUAAAAGCAUAUGUCGCUAGAUAGCAAGCGAAAUAUUACUCUUGUUCGUUUAGGAGGCUAUAAUGAAAUGUUCAUUUGACUAACGUUAGACUGUAACAACAGUAGCUAUAGUAUAGUUACAGUCAACAUCUGUGAAUUUUAGCUUGCUAGCUAGCUUGCUAACGUCACCUGCCUACUGUACUUACUUACUAGCUAGCUAAGCUACACCACCUUGAGGAUGAAAAAGAGGGUUGAGAAAGUCGUGAAAGAGAAGGCAGCUGGUAACGUUGAGGAUGAGUUUUCGAAAACUGCUGGACUAAAUAUACAGGAGAAAUGUCCAGUUCAGAGGAUAGGUAAGAUUUGAACCAGUAACAUUAUCUGGGCAGAGGAAGAGAAGAUAAAUAUCACGAGUAGGCAUAUUCAUCCUCCUCUGCCCAGAUAUACCUCAGUUGCCCAGAUACUGGUUCAGAUGAUUAUCAGUGUUCUGGCAGCCUGGAGAUGGACUUCCCUGAGUUGUGUUCUCUUCUGGGCAUGAAGGAGAUCCCUGCUGUAACCCCACGAGCCCCAGCCUCUGUCACUCCUACCACAGAGAGAGGCAACAUGGAGGAGAGCCAGUCCCAGAUGGGUGCUGGUAUAGCGACCACAACGUGGUGCCCUAAACCACGCCUCCAAGUGGAGCUGGAGAGCGAGGACCCUCGCAGUAUUAAGGAGGUCAGGGUGUGUGGGUGGAAGGUAGAUGAGCUGAUGGCUCGAGUGCUUAACAAGACACUUCCAGCCCUAAGCAACCUACAGAAUCUGCAUCUGUGGUGUGCUGGUCUGACGGGGCGAACUCUGACCUCCCUGAAGAAUACAAUAUCUCUCUGCUCAAACCUAAGGACUGUGGUUUUGGAGGGAAACCCACUACCAGAGCAGAGUUAUCACCUCCUUAUAUCUGAAGACAGUAUGCUUACUCAUGUAUCACUGCGUAAUAACCGGAUUGGCGAGGAGGGAGCUCGCCUGAUUGGCUCAGCCCUCGCUACAGCCCAGACUGCCAACAAUAAUCUUCUGUCACUCAAUCUGGCCUUCAAUUCCAUUGGUGAUGCGGGUGCUGCUCAUAUAGCACAGGGUUUGCGUCUGAAUCGCUCUUUGCUGUGUCUCUCUCUGGCCAAUAAUCAUAUUGGAGACACAGGAGCCUCUCGUCUGGCAGAGGUGCUGGGUCCCUUUUCUCUGACCCAUGAUGAGGUUGUUGAGAGGAGGAGGCUGCUGCUCAGAAGAGACCAGUCGCCCUCUCAUGCUGACUCCAAGUGUGAACGACCUCUCUCCAUCCCCAGCAGCUCCUCACUGGAGCGCAACGUCAGCAAAGGAGCCAAGGUUGCCUCCAAGAAAAAAGACACAGCCAAAAAGGAUGAGAAGCCAGCAGCAAACCAGACAGGAGGGGUAGCAGGAAAGAAAGAGGAACCAAAGUUGGCCAGAAAAGCCUCUGACACCAAGUUGCCCCGGGGUAAGGGGGGAAAGUCAGGGGGUAAAGAGAAGCGCCCAUCUGUGUUGGAUCAAGAGGAGAAGGCCAAUGCUACACAGAAUAAGUCAGCAGAGUUGGUUGAGACAGUGAGCCCCCUGCUGGAGCCGGGAGUGCAACACACUGGAGGCCGAGUAAUUCUGCCUGGGAACACAGCCCUCACCUCCCUCAACCUAGCAGGCAACAGGCUUUCAGAGCAGUCGCUGCUCCUCUUCCUGUCCUCAGUGGGGGCGCAGACUGAAGGGGGAGGUCUGCUUCGUCUCUGUCUCAAUAGAAACCGCUUCCCUCCAGACUGUGAUUCCUUCCUCAAGAUAAAAGAACUGAUGUCACUCAGGGAUCCUCUCAACAAAACGGCCUCUGCUCAAGUAGAUGACGAACAGGGGCAGGCAGCAUAAACUAUAGAUAGCAGAGUGAAAAUCUUAACUCCCCUACCCAUUUUGUUAUCGUGGGUACCAGAACCAAUUUGUGCUAUCAUUCCACACCUUGCCACUCCUUGUUUGGCAUAUGACAAUAACUGGCAUGAUAGCAGGUCUGGUACCCAGGCUACCAAUUUGUUUCUCAAUUUGAAUUACAAAUUGAUGUUUUUCCUGCUAGUGCCCCAUUUAUAUUUCCACGUGUCACUUGUCUACUCUAGUCCAAUCAAUAAACAAAAACAAUGACAUGAAAUACUACACACCUCCACAACUGUUCACUUCAUAAGAGGUGAAAUCUUUAACUCUGAAAAUAAACAGUUGUAGGAAUCA
Messenger RNA from Oncorhynchus mykiss (rainbow trout), 2324 nucleotides. RefSeq names its product leucine rich repeat containing 71 (gene lrrc71). Lineage: Eukaryota; Metazoa; Chordata; Actinopteri; Salmoniformes; Salmonidae. The record is from RefSeq and is a predicted model, not a curated record. Gene Ontology annotation, molecular function: protein binding.